Messenger RNA from Pochonia chlamydosporia 170, 2688 nucleotides. RefSeq lists its product as hypothetical. The record is from RefSeq and is a predicted model, not a curated record. The transcript is spliced from 6 exons. Bases 1 to 2688 code for a protein of 895 amino acids. Lineage: Eukaryota; Fungi; Ascomycota; Sordariomycetes; Hypocreales; Clavicipitaceae.
AUGCCUCCUACACGCCGGAACCUGCACUCACAGGGCCAGCAACCACCGGUGAAGAAGGCCAGUACACGCGCCCCUGAACCCGUGGUACUGGGUUUAGAUGUCGGGACGACCGCUACGAGAGCCAGUCUAGCACCCUUCCGCUUGAAAGGCACCCUGAAAUAUUCUCAGCACCGAGAGCGACUUGAGGCCGGCGACAUUCCCUCCGCAGCGAAUCUUUUCGCCGUUGACAAGUCCCCAGAAAGCUGUAUUAGGUAUAUAGGCGAUGACCCCGACCAAACGCCCGUCAAGAUGUUUUUGUACAUUAUUCAAGUCUACAUGCUACGAAAGAGGGGAGACAGGAAGGAUUUAAAACAUGUGAAGAAAUUUCGCCAAAGAAUUCCCCAGUUAGAGCACUUCUUCAAGCGAUACGAUAACCUUGACGAGGAUAUGCAACAUAGAGUGAUGGCCCACGCACAAUGCAUUUUUCUGGCUCACCUUGGCCAAGUUAGGUGCCUAAGCGAAGAACUAGCGGAGUCUCAAAAUGUUAGCAUCACGAAACUUGCCGCUAUCAUCCCGUCUAAUUGGGACUCUUGGACGCAGCAACACUACGUGCGUCUACUAUUACGAGCGUGGGAUAAUUUGACGAAUGAUGACAUCACCAUUCUGCAUGAAUCAGAGGCCAUCGGUCACAGGAUUUUGCGCUUGGAUGAGAAGACGCGAGCAGCAAAACCAGAGCGAUUAAUUCUGGUAGACUUUGGAGGUCACACUCUGAGCCACACUACCUUUGAGAUCCAAUAUUGUAAUGAUCCCAACAAAUUCUCCUUCUUCAAGGUGACGCGAGAUAACUGCAUCCACGGCGGCUUAGAGCUCCACGCUUCCUUAGUAAAGGACAGAAUCCGAAAAGAUAUCGCCCGCGGAAAGAUAUGUGUUGAAAAGAAAGAUGAGCCUUACGUAUACGAAAGCUUGAUGACCGACUAUCGCAAUAACUAUCGUAGCAGGAUCGAUGGGAAACAGUUUCGGCUUGAGGGAUGGAAGGACCCAGAGAAGAGGGGUGGCUCCGUGACAGUCAUUUUCAAUGGCAAGGAGUCGCUGAAACACUAUCGAGAUUCCUUUAUCAGACCACUUGCAGAAAUGGAUACUCUGUUUGAGAAUGCUGCAAGGUCUUCUCCAAAUACCGCCGUUGUGCUAAGUGGAGGCACGUUCUCUAACGUCCAUUGGAAGGUAGAAUGCAAAUCAUCUAGCGUUGCUGUUGGCGCGGCCUUGGCCUUGGUCAAUUCGUUGUCAGUGGAGCAAUUCAUGAGCCGAGCAGCUAUUGCAGUCCAAGUGAAGCCUACAAAAGAAGCCGACAUACCAGUUAUCUGGAGCGUACGUGAACCCCGUGAGGCCAGUGUUACUGUCCGAGGCGGCCGACAAGUCACAGAUGUCGUAAUUGCAUGCUGUCCACUGCCCCCCCAUGAUGGGCUGAGUGUGAGGUUUGAAAACACCUUUGAGCUCCAAUCACUCUCGGACAAGCUCUGCGGCAAAUAUACAAUGUCACUUGACUAUAAGCGGAGAGAUGAUGGUAAAGGAAUACCUGACCAGCUUAUAUUGACUGUCGCAAAACAUGGCUCCAGAAACUCUUCAUGGGUGGAAACUGUUGAGUGGCCUAUCUAUUACGAUGCCGGCGCCUGCGUCUGUUUCGUUGACUUUGAAAAAUACGAAAAGUUGACAAGUAGCGGCCAGGGCGUGCCCCAGCAAGCUCCCAGGGGCCGCAGAAACCAGAAAGGAACACCCCGUGCCUCUCAUCGGAUUUGGGAACAGAUUCAACGUGAUGAGGGGAGAUCAUAUUGGGAAGGGUUCAAGACCCCAAUCCCUCCCACACCUACUCUGGAAGAGUUUGAAGUGGACAUAAUUACCCAACACAACAACGCAUCAGCAAUUGACGACCUUGAAUCAGACUUGGAACCUGUACAUGGCAUAACUCGCGGGAAAAUUACGAAAAUUACCCGCCCACAGUUAAGCAAGACCUCUACAUGUAAUUUUUCCGGCCGGAGAAAGACAAAGCUCGCGACCCGAGCAGCCAGGAAACAACACAAUAGAAGCCAAAUGGGGAAACCAAUAGCUGGUUUAUGCAAUGCCGCCCAUCAGAAGGCUGCAUGUGGCCAAAAUGUCACAGACCCAGGCGUAGUGCCAGAUUAUAUGGAGUGUUCGUCUGCGCCGAUGGAGACGACAACGAAAGACUGUGACAGCCGGACGCGCCACACCUUUGCAAGCCGUACUCGGAGCAGGCAAAGUAUCGAUUUACUUCCGAGACUGUCGCGACAUGCCCGGCAUGUUUCACGUUGCGGCCUGACUGCAAGCGACGGGCUAAGCCAGCCAGGGAUGAACAGAGAUGAAGGCACGGGAGUCUCUCAAUCUAGAAACGCAACCGGCGACCAAACAUAUACCCACGCCAGCUCGGAUCAUCUUAUGGGCUCUCCCGCAUAUCCCAUUCAGCUCUCUCCAAAUACAUCAUACCACGGCAUGAGCACGCAAAACCAGGCCGACACCCCUCGCCACUCCCCGGAUUUCGUACCAGGAGCUCUAUCAGGAGACAGGCACGAGCUACACCCGGCCGCUGGCGAGUAUGGCCUAGCAGACCUCAUGUGCAAUUCGCAAGAGACUGAAUGUGAUGAGAACGAGCACAUCCCAUCGCAGAUAAACAUCCAAGAUAUAUACGGCUGCCCAUAA